Molecule: messenger RNA, 2883 nt
Organism: Corythoichthys intestinalis (scribbled pipefish)
Lineage: Eukaryota; Metazoa; Chordata; Actinopteri; Syngnathiformes; Syngnathidae
Gene: junbb
Product: JunB proto-oncogene, AP-1 transcription factor subunit b
Exons: 1
Coding region: 252-1235 (327 amino acids)
Biological process (GO): regulation of cell cycle; regulation of transcription by RNA polymerase II; regulation of cell population proliferation
Cellular component (GO): transcription regulator complex
Molecular function (GO): transcription factor binding; RNA polymerase II cis-regulatory region sequence-specific DNA binding; DNA-binding transcription factor activity, RNA polymerase II-specific
Source: RefSeq, a predicted model, not a curated record
ACUGAACACACCUCAACACGCAUCGACGCACGCACGCCGUCACAGGAGUUGACGAGUUUUUGAGUGGACUUUACAAGAAAGCGGCAGGAGCGCGUCUCUCUUAAUUUGUUGGACUUUCAUUUCUCACUGGAGCAAUAGUUGUGACGUUGAGACAUUGUCGUCAAGACCUUUCGAUGCUCGUUCUCUGCUGACUCUUGACAUUUGUUGAGACUGUUUCAAUAAGAAGCCGGUAAGCUUACUUUCCCGACUUUAUGUCCACAAAAAUGGAACAACCUUUUUACCAUGAUGACUCUUUUCUGUCGGCUUACGGCCACUCAGACGCCGCCAUGCACGACUACAAGCUGCUAAAGCAGAAUAUGAAUUUGAACUUAACAGAGCCAUAUCGCAACCUGAAGUCGCACUUGAGGGUCGACACGGACCUCUACCAGGGUGGGCAGCAGGACGUUGGGACCCUGAAGCUAGCGUCACCGGAGCUCGAGAGGCUCAUCAUUCAGAACAGUAACGGUGUCAUUACCACUCCCACCCCGGGGCAGUACUUCUACAAUCGGAGCAUCACUGAUGAGCAGGAGGGCUUCGCCGAGGGCUUCGUAAAAGCCCUGGACGAGCUGCACAAAAUGAAUCAAAUGCCUCACUCGGCGUCCUCCAUCGGCGCCGGCGGAGUUACCACCUGCUCGCCAGCGGCCCCCAGCGUAUUCGGCUCGGGACUGCAAGCCGAACCUCCCAUCUACACGACGUUGAACGCCUACUGCCCGAACAGCGGCCUCUCUUCGUCCACCUCCAGCUACCCCACAGCCACCAUCAGCUACUUGCCACCUCAUCAGCAGAACCAUGCGCAAACAUCCGCGCACGGCGCUUUCCAGAACCCCCACCCGAGUUCUGGACUUCAUCCGCAGCGACUAGUCGCUCUCAAAGAGGAGCCGCAAACCGUCCCGGACCUCCUGAGUAGCGAUGGCUCGCCUCCCAUGUCUCCAAUCGACCUGGAGACCCAGGAGAGAAUCAAGGCGGAGCGCAAGAGGCUGAGGAACCGACUUGCGGCGACCAAGUGCCGACGGCGCAAACUGGAGCGCAUCGCCCGCCUGGAGGAGAAGGUGAAAGGGCUGAAAAGCGACAACGCGGGCCUAUCCAACACAGCCUCGGUGCUGCGGGACCAGGUGGCCCAGCUCAAACAGAAAGUCCUGACCCACGUGAGCAGCGGCUGUCAACUGAUGCUCACGAGCAAGAUGGAGGCGUUUUAAAUAGAGACUACUACAAAACAAGUGACUUUAAGGUGAUAACACUGGAGUCAGGUUGUGCAUACAGCGCCACAACAACAUAAGGCAGCUAAGGGGCCUUUUCAGUUGUGUCUAAAAUGUGCAAAAGACUUGUUGAAAUGGUACUUGUGGAUGCUGGACACCCCCGAAAGAACCAUUCAGCACUCUUCAGCAGUGCAGCAUUUGAAAUGGGCAACCUCUGAGAGAAUAAGAUGCCCUUAUCCUGGUUUCCCAAUGGUGAAAAUUGCUUACAUAGGCCUUUGUAUAUUUGCCAUUGAUGAUACUGCCGUCAAAUGCUGCAUAUAUUCUUUAUGUAAGUUAUUGUUGUUUGUCCCGGUUGAUCCAGGCAAACUAACUGUGUCCAAUGUUUACAAUGUCCUGUUUUUUUAAACGUGUGACGUGUAUUUAAGUAAAGAGUCUCAAAAAACAUUAUGGUCAAUGUGUUGUUGUUUUUCUAAGUUGAAAUAUAGCAGUGCUGUGAAAACAAACAAGAACUCUGGCAGCAAUUCUGAUGUUUGUGUGGAUUUGUUGCAUGGCUUUUGUAUUGAUUUUCAACAUUGCACACCAGGUGAGCCACCAAAUGUUGCACUGUUAUCCAUGACCUGAAUGGUUAAAGAGCAUACAUACAUAAAACAUAGUACGUUUUGCUUAGAGAAAAAAAGUUAUUUAAGGCAGUGCAUAUAGAAAAAAUAUCAUAUCACUCCCAAACAUGAAUAUCACAAAAAAACCUGAACACUGCAAGUCGUUUGUAUUUACUAAAAUGCCAUUAAAAUGGGCUUCUACUGUGCUGUUGUCAAUAUAAAAGUUUAAAAUAUCACCAAGUGCCUGCAUCUCUUAUAAGUAGGGGUGUAGCAAUACACAAUCUGGAUUGAUUUAUAGCAUGAAUUGGUCGAAAUGCAUAACAUCGAUAAAGAUUGUCAUCUUUUAGAUAUGCUGUUAUGUUAAAAAGAAUGGCGUUCUUUCAAAUAUCUUAAAUGUUUAAGUGACAAAUUUUUCAUAUGUCUUUGUAUUUUUUAUUGCUUUAGGUGAAACAUAACAGUUAAAUGUCUACACGUUGUUUUAAAACGAUGACAUGCCCUUGACUGUGAUAUCACACAUGAUAUCACUUUUCAUACUUCUGUUGUGAAUUGCCAUUAUUUUUCUCACAUGUAAAAGUCCAAUCUAUUUGAACCUGGAGGCCUGGCAGAGAUUGAAUGUUCAUUCACUCCCAGCCUUUCUAAUUUAAAUGGAUUGGACGUCUAUUGCCGUCAAUGGCAGCCAUGCAGUGAGAUCAGUAUCUGAAUAAUUGUAUUCAUUCAGAUCAUUAAUGAGUGACAAGCCAAAUUAAAAAUUGAAACUAUUAUAUUAAACGCCCUUUAAGUGUAUGGUACAACACGACAACUAUAAAGGCUACCAAAUGCCAAUGAUUCACUAUAAGGCAAUUUUGGUUUACUGCUGUGAUUGACACUGCUGUUAACCCCACUUGGGGUCAGUGCUAAUCUCCAGCAGAUGGGGGAAGUGACAGCAGCUAUAGGAAUGUCGGGGCUCUUGAACGUGUCUCACCACUUGGCAGGGCAUCAGGCAUGAGUGGGCGUCCGGAUCCUACAUGGAGCAUCUGCGUGGAUGCUUGGAGAAGCGCGAGCAGCCAAGUACG